Molecule: messenger RNA, 867 nt
Organism: Ectocarpus sp. CCAP 1310/34
Lineage: Eukaryota; Phaeophyceae; Ectocarpales; Ectocarpaceae
Source: the annotation of a GenBank genome assembly
UCAAACAGGUCUAAUUGUAGCCCCUUCUUGUAUACUGUAGAGGAUCCUGCGCCCCUUCGUGUCAUUCCUACCGAUACCAGUGGCAACAGCUACUGCUAGUGCUGCUGUUCUGCAAGAGUAAUAACAACGACCUUCGGGUCCCCAGCAGCUGGUCAUCAGACCUCAGAGCUGCUGCUGUCUUCGGACAGUGCUCGUGCCGCUGCCGUUUCCUCGCUGGGAUGCGCAAGGCCAACGCGUACGCCACUGCUCCUGUGGUGUACCCUGGCUGCAGCGGGCCGUCUUCGGAGGCCUCCGGUGGGUUUCAGCAGCCAGCGCCAGGCCGUGUCAAGAAGGCGCAAGCAUCACACUCGAGUCAGGAGAAUGGUCCUGGUAGCUCGGGAGAGGAGUCCGGCUGGAGCUCGGCCGGAGCAUCGCGUCGGCCCCCGGAGCCCUCAUCUUCUUCGGUGGGAGGGAGUCCCGAGCGGAAGGUGGCCACACGCAGCGUGGAUGGCGCCCGUGGCCCCAAGGGCAAGAGCGGGAGCUGGUCGGGCUCGGACACCAGCUUGUCUCGCAAGCCGGGUCGCCAAAGGCAAGUGAAGAAGCUUGGACGGCGGCGCCACUGGACCAAAAGCUUUCAGAUGCUGCUGCGUCAUCUUGCAUAGCAACUUGGUGUCGGCGACCGUCAAGGGUCGUUUUUGCGGCUACAACAAUUUGGCGUAGCAGAUGGUACUUCUUUCGCGGAUUACCUUCGUGCUUUUCGUUUGUUGGUUUCUUCUGUGACUGGCUCUAAGCGUACAUUGGCCCCUAGCGCAUGGUGCUAGAAAUAGUGCGGCAUUCGGUCUGCAAGCAGUUUCCGAGUUUGUCUCCGAUUUUGUACCCGGGUGCUCU